Messenger RNA from Danaus chrysippus (African queen), 1173 nucleotides. NCBI's taxonomy places the organism in Eukaryota, Metazoa, Arthropoda, Insecta, Lepidoptera, Nymphalidae. The record is from the annotation of a GenBank genome assembly.
AUGUAUUGUUACGAGCACACGGAGUCUGAGUUGGAAUGUUUGUUGACUCAUAGUUCGGCAAAAUUAAUGCAUUCGCCUUCAACAGCGAUCGAUAUUUGCACCGGAUUAUUGACGAAACCGACGGAGCAGAUCAAUAAACAACAGGACAAACAAACAGCACUAAAUGUUAAACGAAAUAAAGUCCCUCCCCCCGCUUUCCCUGCCCCCUUGCCCCUUGUCCCCUGUCCCCUGCCCCCACUAACGCGGUCGCUAUCAUGGGAAUAUCCAAGGAGACGGACCGCAUUGCAGGGAAGGGGCGGCUCGGGCACGGGUCUCCCGCUGCGCCGCUCACAGCUCACCCGUGCCCGUGCUUGCAGGAUGCACGCGGUCGGUCUCCACUCGGCGCUGGCCAUCCGCCGCGAGCGCAAGCGGCGCGCGGAACAGCAGCGCGCCCGCGAGCGACGCUACUCGCUACAGUCCUCAGAGUCCGGAGUCACCUCUCCCCACUGCUCGACCGGGAGCCUCGAGCGACGCCGCCAUCGGAAGACGGGGACCACCGACAAUGAGGUCGUCUCCUCGGUGGGCAUGCUCCAUCUCGGGGUCGUUUUUCUCGUCCUCGGCGUCUUCCUCGUCGCUUCCGGCUGGCUGCCCGAUGACGUCACGUCCUGGAGCAGCAUCGGCUCCGUCAGCUGGUUCAACGAACUCGUCUGCUCGGGACUGUUCGCUCUCUUCAUCGGGAUCUUCCUCAUAGCUUUGCACAAAUACCUGACCAAGUCAGAGGAGGACGCGCUGGAGGAUUACGUCCAGCGACAGUUGACCAGGUCCAGGUCAGGGCACAGACUGGAGAGAGACGCAGAGACCGGCGGCAUGAGGACCAAGGGAACACGGCGAGUACGAGCUACGGAGGUUCUACCGGAGACGAUCACUGAAACAUACACUGAGCCCUCGCCGGAUAGAGCUCAUGGGUUCGUGAACGCUCUGGCCAUCAACGGAGACGCGAUGAGGGAGACUCCUCUAGAACAGAUCGUGGAGGAGGAGAUGUCCGUCGCUUCGGAGAGCGAGAGGCGGCUGGGCAAGUUCAACAAGGACACGUACUCCACACCGUCGGUGGCGCCCAGCCUCAGCCCCGGCUCUCCGUCUGAUACUCGCGAGCUGCUCUCUGACGGACGGUACAUGAUCAUGUCCAGGAUGUGA